Molecule: messenger RNA, 4417 nt
Organism: Paramacrobiotus metropolitanus
Lineage: Eukaryota; Metazoa; Tardigrada; Eutardigrada; Parachela; Macrobiotidae
Product: angiotensin-converting enzyme-like
Exons: 30
Coding region: 155-4093 (1312 amino acids)
Biological process (GO): proteolysis
Cellular component (GO): plasma membrane
Molecular function (GO): peptidyl-dipeptidase activity; metallopeptidase activity
Source: RefSeq, a predicted model, not a curated record
UAUAGCUCACACCUCUGAAUUUUUCGUGCAACUACGCUAAUUAAAUUGUAACUUACCUAUACCGUGCAGCAUGCCAUAUUUCUAUGAUUUUGAGUAAAACGUUUUUGUAUUAAUUUUUCGUGUGUCCGGCCGAUCGCAAGGAAAGUAGCUGGAAAUGCUCCGUCAUGUGUCUGGCCUCCUGGUUUUACUAGUCCUCACUGAAUCCAAGUUUUAUCCGGUUGACCUGACCAAUUUCACGACCAAUGGGAAUCCUGAUCCAUAUAAAACUGCCGACCCAGACUACUUCCGCCAGUGGUUGAGAGACUGGCUCAACCCGGCGGCACUGGAAGUUUUCCAUAAUUCCAACUUGGCGGACUGGGAUUUCAAUACGAAUAUUACGGAUGAAUCGGAAGCCGGUUCGGUGCAACAAAGCAACCUUUCGGCCAACUUUACCAAUAUCGCCGCAAAAAUGGCGAGUACCUUCCAGAUUGACAAGAUGCCACCGGACGAACAGCUGCAACGCAUAUACAAAGCGUUGACCAUCUUGGGCAACAGUGCCCUGCCGCCCAGUGAAUUCGAGGAAUUAACCACGAUCAUUAACAAUAUGAGCAGUACAUAUUCUACGGUUGUGCUUUGUUUUGACACAACAAGCAGUGUACAGACCCUGCAGGACUGGCAGACAAGCGGCACCUGUCCCGCCGACAAGCAAACCGUUUUCGAUCCCCCCAUUUUCAAUUAUAUGGAUACGGUUUUUAACGAUACGGAUCGCAGGUUGUAUUUAUGGAAAACUUGGAAAGAAGUCAGUGGAAGACCUGUUCGGGCUGAAUAUCAGCGCUACAUAGAUUUAAAAAAUAAAGCAGCGCAACUUUCGGGUUACGCGGAUAACGGUCAGCUUUGGCGCUCCAACUACGUUGUCGAUAGCCUCAAUUACACCGAUGCAGCAUUCCUGGACAACAUGGACAACUUAUGGCAGCAGCUGAAACCAUUCUACUUACAACUGCAUGCCUAUAUGCGGCGCAUAUUAAUCAACAAAUUUCCCAACGCAAAUAUAUCGGCAACCGGACCAAUUCCCGCCCAUUUGCUCGGUGACACGAACUCCCAAGAUUGGACCGGAAUGCUGAGUUUUACGCAACCUUUCCUAAACCAACCACUACUGGAUGUGACCACGGAGAUGCAGGCUCAAGGCUACACCGUCGAGCGGAUGUUUCGUCUGUCGGCCACCUUCCAGGAAGACCUGGGACUGAUACCUAUGCCGGAUACAUUCUGGAACCGUUCAAUGUUCGUCCGGCCAACUGAUCGGGACGUGGUAUGUCAUGCGUCUUCUUGGGAUUUUCUUACCAGCUUUCCUGACGACACCCGGAUCAAGAUGUGUACCCUUGUAAAUAUGCCGGAUCUCAUUACCAUUCACCAUGAAAUGGGACACAGUCAGUAUUUUCUGCAGUACACUAAUCAGUCGGUACUCUUCCGUGAUGGAGCAAAUUCCGGAUUUCACGAGGCUGUCGGAGAUACGUUAGCUCUCAGCGUGCGAACUCCUAAACACUUGGCAUUGAUAGGACUGAAUAAAAAUAAUACCGACGACCAAGAAAACAACCUCAAUUUCCUCUACCAAACUGCGCUGGAAAAGGUGGCCAAUCUGCCGUUCUUGUAUUUGAUGGACCGCUAUCGCUAUGACGUAUUUUCCGGAAAAAUUUCGAAGGAUAAUUUGAACUCCGGCUGGUGGAAAUAUCUUACGGAUUAUCAAGGGAUUUCUUCCCCUGUUCCCCGAUCGGAGGUUGACUUCGAUCCAGGAGCAAAAUUUCACAUUGUUGCCGAUGUCGAAUACAUGAGGUAUUUCAUCAGUUUCAUCAUUCAGUUCCAGUUUCAUAAGGCUCUGUGCCAAGCUGCCGGUCAAACUGGACCACUGUACCAGUGCGACAUUAACGGGUCAAAGGCGGCUGGAAAACUGUUGGGUGACAUGUUAUCACUCGGCUCCUCACAGCCAUGGCCGGUGGCUAUGCAGCGGAUUACCGGCUCUCAGAAAAUGGACGCCGGGCCGCUGCUGGAGUAUUUCGACCCCCUGUACAAGUAUCUCCAAACUUUUAAUGCCAAGAAUAAUGAAAUGAUUGGCUGGAACACUUUGAAAAAGCCUGGUGAUAAUUCACUGCACCAUAUCAUGCUGCGGAACAUUAUCUCGUUAUCGGAGUGUCUCUUUGUGUGUCUCGUCUUGGUGCCCAAAGCGAGUGCCAAAUUUCAUCCUGUGGAUCUUAGUGACUUCUUGAAAAAUGGCGUUCCUGACAAGAAACAAGUUGGUAGUGAAGACCACUUCCGCGAGUGGCUCCAGAGUCGGUACAACCCGAUUGCACAGAAAGUGCUCCAGGAGGAUUCGCUUUCUCAGUGGGAGUACAACACCAAUAUCACCGAUGAAGAGGAAGCAAAUACGGUCAAGCAAGCCCAAUUAAGUGCCAACUUUUCCAAAAUCGUGGCCAAGAUGGUGCAGAACUUCCAGGUUGAGAAGCUGAAGGAUCUACAGCUGAAGCGGUUGCAUAAAAUGCUGACGGAGAUUGGUGAUCACUCACUAGAAGAGGCGGACAUUACAGAAUUGACCUCCAUUGUUAACCACAUGAACACUGUAUACAAUACAGCAACUAUUUGUUUUAACGCCACAAGGAGCGUAGAAACCCUGGAGAGUCUCACAAAAUCGGGAUGUCCAAAGGAACUUCAAACAGCUGUUGAGCCGGUUCUUAAUAAGUACGCCGAAAACGCUUGGGAUGACCCGGCCAAGAGAAAAUAUUUAUGGAAAUCUUGGAGAGAUGCUAGUGGGAAGCAGCUGCGGGAUAAUUAUACAAGAUAUAUUGAUUUGAAAAAUAAAGCGGCGCGGCUUUCAGGAUAUCCGGACGCAGGUGCAUUGUGGCGUGCUCACUAUGUGGUGGACAGUCUCAACUACACUGAUGCAGUAUUUCUCACAGAACUGGACGAUUUAUGGCAGCAAAUCCGACCCUUGUAUUUGCAACUGUUUACCUACGUGCGAAGAAAAUUAAUCCAGCAUUUUCCUAAAGAGAAUUUGUCAGCAACGGGACCGGUUCCGGCGCACCUGUUAGGAGACCUGUUAAGUCAAUACUGGGCUGGGAUGCUCAACUUUACGCAGCUCUUCCCUGCGAAGCCGUUGCUGGAUGUUACCGCCGAAAUGAAAGCACAGAAUUAUACUGUAGAGAAAAUGUACCGCUUGUCCGAACAAUUUCAAACCGGGUUAGGUCUGAAACCUAUGCCGGCAAGUUUCUGGAAUUUGUCCUUGCUGAGCAAGCCGGAAGACGGCCGCAAAGUCGUGUGUUUUGCCUCUUCCUGGGAUUUUCUCACGAAUUCACCUGACGAUACACGAAUAAAAAUGUGCACACAAAUCGAUAUGUCCGACCUUUUGACAGUCCACCACGAAAUGGGGCACAGUCAGUAUUACCUGCAGUAUGAAGACCAAACCCCGGUGAAUUUCCGUGACGGUGCAAACAAUGGAUUUCACGAAGCAGUGGGUGAUACUUUAGCAUUAAGCGUUGCAACUCCUAAACAUUUAGCAUGGUUGGGUUUGCUAAAGAACAAUUCGGAAGAUGAAGAAAGCGCUCUGAACCAUCAGUUUGCCACUGCUCUGGACAAAAUUGCCAAUCUUCCGUUUUUGUAUCUAAUGGACAGAUAUCGCUAUGACGUGUUCUCAGGGAAAAUCCCCCAACGCAGUCUUAACGCGGGAUGGUGGAAAUACGUGAAAGACUACCAGGGAGUCGUUGCUCCAUUCCCACGAUCUGAAUCGGAUUUCGAUCCCGGCGCCAAGUUCCACAUCGAUGCCGAUGUUGAAUACAUGCGGUACUUUAUAAGUUUCGUGAUACAAUUCCAAUUCCACAAGGCCUUGUGCAAAGCAGCCGGUUACAGCGGACCGUUGUAUCAGUGCGACAUUAACGAGUCCAAGGCCGCUGGUAAAUUGUUCAGCGACAUGCUCUCACUGGGCUCCUCUCAACCGUGGCCCGUCGCCAUGGAACGGAUAACAGGCUCGCCAAAAAUGGAUGCGGCGGCACUUUUGGAAUAUUUUGAUCCACUGCACAAAUAUCUCCAAAAAAUCAAUGCGGAAAAUAAGGAACUUAUUGGCUGGAAAUAGCUGUCACGGUUGCAGCGACACUGAAGGAAGUACGACUAUCAAGCUAUGCUCGAUGCCCCGACGUAGCGAGUGUCAUCCUUUCGUACUGGCAGCUUUCAUUUUGCUUGUACAGCAACACAUGGUAACCUGAUUUUCUAACGCUUUCGUCUGACUAUUUUUUGUAGCCAUAGGAAGUGUCCUUUCAAAAUCGCCCUGCAAUUAAAAUGUUAUUGAUCUUCGGUGGUACCUCCAUGUUAUGCAGCUUAAAAGAUAGCUAUAAUUCUUUUUUAAUCGGCAUCAGCCAGCAGUGCACUUAAUUAUUGGCGUGCGCAGGUUUACAUUAAU